UCACAAAAAAAAAUUAAAAAAAAUUGAAUCUUGUUCUUCUAUGUGAGAGAGAGUCAGUGAUUGUGUGUGUGAGAGAGAAAGAGAGAUUGUGUUGUGUGUGUUCAUCACUUCAUCAUCGUCAACUGCGCCGCUAAAGGCGGAAGCCAAAGAAUCAGGCUAUUAGGAUUCUUUUGAUUGAAUAUUGAUUGUAUGUAUUAAGAUUUGAAAUCAUUCUUCUUAAAUCUUGUAUCUUGUUUUUGUUUUUGUAAUUUGUAUAGAUAUUAGAUAGAUCUGAAUGUCAGUGUAUAUAUGCUUAUCGAUCUAACAGAACUGAAGAAUGAAGAUGAGCUGCGGUGAACGAUUCUUCUUCUUCUUGUUCUUUCUUACUAGGGUUUAGUAUCUUGUAUGUAACGAUUGUACAAUGGGUUGCUUCUCUUGCUUGUUUACUCGGAGUAAAAAUGUAUCUGAUUAUGAUGAAGAAGAUAGUUCAAAGCGAGUAGCUGAAUCAUCAGGGAAGGGGAAAGGGAAUAGCGAAAAUGGUGGUAAGAGUUUAAUGAAUAAUAAAGGGAAGUAUGGUGGAGAAGGAGAUGAAAAGAGUAGAGUUGCACGAAGUUUCACAUUUCGCGAGCUUGCUAACGCGACGAAGAACUUUAGGGUUGUUAAUCUGAUUGGGGAAGGUGGUUUUGGUAGGGUUUAUAAAGGAAGACUUGAAUCAUCAGGGCAGAUGAUUGCAGUUAAGCAACUUAAUCCAGAUGGUCUUCAAGGAAACCAGGAAUUCAUUGUUGAAAUUCUUAUGUUGAGUCUUCUUCAUCAUUCGAAUUUAGUCACUUUACUUGGAUACUGCACUGAUGGUGAUCAGAAGCUUUUGGUUUAUGAAUACAUGGCUAUGGGUAGCUUGGAAGAUCAUCUCUAUGAUCUUGGUAAUGGUACUAAAGAACAUCUUAAUUGGUUGACAAGAAUAAAGAUUGCUGUUGGUGCGGCAAAGGGACUCGAGUAUCUCCAUUGUAAAGCGAAUCCACCUGUUAUUUACCGCGAUCUUAAAUCUGCGAAUAUAUUGUUGGAUGGGGAUUUCAAUCCGAAGUUAUCUGAUUUUGGACUUGCUAAAUUGGGUCCGGUUGGUGACAACACUCAUGUCUCAACCCGAGUGAUGGGAACUUAUGGAUACUGUGCUCCGGAGUAUGCAAUGAGUGGAAAACUGACUCUCAAGUCCGAUAUCUAUAGCUUUGGUGUGGUUCUAUUGGAGCUGAUCACGGGUCGAAAGGCAAUUGAUGCCACUAAGAAACAAGGAGAGCAAAACCUUGUCGCCUGGUCGCGUCCAUUCUUAAAGGACAAGAAGAAGUUUGCGAUGAUGGUGGAUCCUCUUCUUGAAGGAAACUUUCAUCAGCGCAGCUUUCAUCACACAGUUGCGAUAACUGCAAUGUGUCUUCAAGACGAACCAAACUUCCGCCCUUUAAUAAGUGAUAUUGUUGUAGCUCUCGAGUAUGUUGCAAACCAAACAAACAAAUCAGAAUCCCACAAGUCUUCUUCCCGCACUCACCACCACCAAGGAGCAUCACCAUCUCAUUCAAAAUCCAAUUCUUACUCCAGGCAUUCCCCGAGUUCUUGAAAGUUCAUGACUGGUUUGAAGAUGAUGCAUACAACAACGAUCAAGCAAGAGUUAACCUAGUGGAUGGAUGGAUGGAUGGAUUAAGUGAAGCAACAAAUAGUUUACAAUGUGUAUGUAUAUACAUACAUCUUGCUUUGGUUUGGGCACUAUUAUUUGUGAUUAUUUUGAAUGUUAAAGGUAAUGUAGAGUUUUUUUUUUUUACUUCUUACAUAUAUAUUAGUAAUGAGGCACUUUUGAGUUGUGAAAAUGAAGAAUUUUUUACUUUGGUUUUGGAUAAAAAAAUAAAUUGGACUUAUGAUA
Molecule: messenger RNA, 1885 nt
Organism: Impatiens glandulifera
Lineage: Eukaryota; Viridiplantae; Streptophyta; Magnoliopsida; Ericales; Balsaminaceae
Product: probable serine/threonine-protein kinase PBL21
Exons: 6
Coding region: 401-1585 (394 amino acids)
Biological process (GO): protein phosphorylation
Molecular function (GO): protein kinase activity; ATP binding
Source: RefSeq, a predicted model, not a curated record